UGUGUCCAUUCUUAUUGUCUAAUUAUCUUUUUCAUCGUGCAAAUUAGAUUUUUAGUUGGCGACAGAUUUGGACCCAGACAUCCAGGCCUGCAUGCUGUGGUGAAUCCUGCAGAACGAGGUCUUACAUUGUCCAGAAACACUGUAUUUCUAGAUUUAUGCAGGGGGUUUUCACCAGAUUUAGGAAAUAUUUUCACCAAAUUAUAAGCUGUAAAUAUAUAAAACUGUAAUUUCUUUGCAGCUUUACAUUUAGAUUUUUCUGACUGAUUAAUGAUUCUUCUAUGGAGUUUGGGACAAAUCUUUGAUCAUUUAUCUUAGCUUAAAAUUACAAACAUCAUUUUAUAGCCAGUCCUUCAAUACCUACUCAACAAAUGGAACUUUUUUUAGAUGACAUGUUUUUUUAAAUCCCCCUCAAAAUGUAAAAAUAACCUAAUUUGUCAAUUUAUUAUUUCACUAAAUUUCUGAAUCUGCAGAAAAUAUCUUCAAAAAAUCGAUUUCAUGAAUGAUUCAAAAUGAUGCCAACUGCAAUUUAAAGGAGACAUAUUAUGAUUUGUUUGAAAUUAUAAUGGUUUUAUGGUUGAUACCAAACAAGCUCCUGAAGAAUCCCUUUUAGAAAACAAUACUGCCAAUUUGCCCGAAUGCCGAGCCGGCAUCAGGGAAACUUAGGUCGAUUAUAAGUGGUCAGACCAUGCCGGUAAUCUGGCACAAUUGUGUUCUUUAUACAGAAGGUUACGCGAUAGCAGUAUAAAGCAGGUAUGGGCUGGUCACUGCGCUGACAUGGAUUUAUGUUUACCUGGAACAUAACUUGCUACUCAUUGCAAUUGAAGCCACGCUCAUUAGGUAUUUUUGACAAGUCACUCCUAAAGGUGUGUUUCUCAACAAGCCUCGUGAAUGUCAUCUUAGUUAAAAUUUAAAUGUUCUGCCUAGAACUGUCAGUGUUGCACCCUUUUCAGGUAAAAAAAACUGCACUAUAUUUGAAUUUAAAUCUGCCAUCUCUAUUGGCUAAGAGGUACCCUAUGAUGUUAGCUGGUGCAUUAUGAUGUCACAAGGCCGUUGUGAGCCUGUGUGUGUGUGUAUUUGUUAGCGGCUCCGCCCUCUCAGUCUGCUAGGCAACAGCAGUUGUUCCAUUUUUCAAACAGGAAGUGGGAGUGGAGUAAGACUCAGGUAGGGGGUGACUUGCUCUUUAAAUAUAGUUCCCAGCUGUAGCUUGACAGUAAUUCCACACAUGAUCAUGACACCUCCCUCUGUUGUGCCAAGGCGUAAUAUGCACACCACAAGUCUGGUGUAACAGUAAUAUUACUACCAAGUGUGGCAGCAUAAAUGCUGCAAAAAUUCCUGCAUCAACAUGCCGCCACGGCAUGUUCAUAAGACACAUUGCGGCUGCAGUAUUGCACUGAUUUGCCAGCAUGGUGUGCCUUCUCAGUCUAAAUCCCUCCCACAUGAAGUGAUUUCAGUAGUUUUGUUCUUGACAGUUUCAGUACCUUCCAGAAUGAGCCGUUUCAGGGCUCAGUUACUUUAAGAAAAUAAGCUGCAUCUGGUUACACCCACUCACCCCCACUCAAGCUGCUAUAAGCUGAGAAGCUCCAGUAUCCGUGAGGAGCUCAGAGUAGAGCCGCUGCUCCUCCAGUGGCAGCUCUCUCUUGCACAUGAGAGGCAGUUCUAGUGUAAUUUCUCCAUUUAUGACAUCACAAAUGAGGACUUUUUGAAAUGGCUUAUUUUAGACAUUUAAUUCCAAAAACCAAACACUGACAGAAAACGAUUGGAUUUUAUUCACGUGAGGGUAUUUUAUAGAGGUAGCACAAAAGGAUGUAAAAUAUGAUUUUUGCCUAAUAUGUCCCCUUUAAGGUUUAAAUGAAGAUUAGAAAGAAAAAAAACUGAAUGUUUGUGUGUAUUAAAUCAGGUCCAAAUUCAAAUCAAACGUCACCUGCAGCUUUCAUCCAGGCCUGACCAGCAUGAGGGCUGUUGUUUCACACGCUUCCACAAUAAAAUUAUUUUCUCGAUUUUCCUGAGUGUGAGUGCAUUGCCUUAUUCCUGCCUGUAUAAUUUAAAUGUAUGUGAGUGAUAUCCCAUAGUUAUGCAGGCAGCAGCAGGGGUCACAAAUAAUCACAUGAUCCAUACUGACAGGAAAUGAGUCUUAAGUGGAUUAUGUUGACAUUCAUGCAGGAAGGUGUGUGUGUGCGUGCGUGCGUGUGUGUGUGUCGGAUCACCAUGAUCCGCUGGCUGCGACCUUUUCUGUCACUGCUGGCGCUGAAACGCAAAACCUUUCUUGGAAGCGGAUUCCCAGGAAGCUCUCUGUCAGUCCGCUUCAGCUCUGCUGCUGACUGAGCCGCACUUUUAUCUCCUCUCACGCGCCGACAGGAGCUCUUCUCUAUUUCCAACAAAAACCAAGCGGAUCUGUUCAUAUUGACUGUUUUUAACACACAUUUAUACUGAGAAUUCGUUUUUCCUUAUUUUUAAUGAUCACAGUCGUUUCGAUUAUUCCUGAUUUGAGGUCUGCUGUUGGUAAGAAAUGGUUGCCCGGGCAGUGACCAUUUUACACCAAGAGGAACAAGAAAGUUCCUGCUGCCCACAUCCCUCUCCUCCUCACUGGGAUCCUGUAGAAGACCUCCACUGCAUCUCCACUAACUUCCAGUAUCUUCAGGCUUCAGGUUGGUACUGGGGUUCUAUCUCAGCGAGUGAGGCCCGGGAAGCCCUCCUUUCCAAGUGUGAAGGAACGUUCCUGGUUCGGGACAGCAGCCACCCUCAGUACAUGCUGGCCCUGUCUGUAAGGACUCGCUUUGGACCAACUAGCGUUCGCAUCGAGUACAACAAAGGUUGCUUCUGGCUGGACUCCACCUCCUCUCACCUGCCUCAUCUUCAGACUUUCCCAGAUGUCCUGAGCCUCAUCCAGCACUACAUGGUCUCAGGCCAGGCAACACAGGCCCCGUCUUCAGUUCAGCCUCAGACAAAGCCAGAUCCUGCACAGCUUGGGGACAAAGACAGCGGAGUCCCUCUGAAACUGGCGCAUCCUCUGCACAGCUCCAAGGGUUUUCCCUCUUUGCAACACCUGGCUCGGCUCACCAUCCACAAACACACUACCUGCCCUGACCAACUGCCCCUCCCCAAACCACUGCUGCACUUCCUACAGAACUACCCUUUCUCUGUAUGAGGAUGGCAGCCUGUUGGGGACAGAGAGCAAGACAGGAACACGGUCAGGGUUAUGCUCCACAGCCACAUGCUGUGGAUCUGGGACAGCAUCAGAUCCUGAACAGCAGAGUUCCAGUCCAGAAGAGAACUGUUUAAUGAAUCUCAGUAUUACCUGAUUGCUCCUGAAUAUGAGCCAAGUCUUAAUCCUGCACAAGAGAAUUGUGUUAAAUGUUUGCCUUAUAGCUAAGCUGUGACAUGUGCAAUGCCAAUGACGUUAAAUGUGUUUUGUUUUCUGUAUUUUUUAAGUAACUUGUGAAAGGUUAAAGUAUAUCUGCAGUUCCAUCCUUCCAUCUAUUGUCUACACCCACUUGUCCAUGCAGAGUCACGGUGGGCUGGUGCUUAUCUCCAGCAAACUCUGGGCAAUCAGGUGGGGUACACCCUGGACAGGUUACCAGUCCAUCACAGGGCAACACAGAGACACACAGGACGAACAACCAAUCACACACAUACACCUAAGGACAAUUGAGAGAAACCAAUCAACCUGAGAGUCAUGUUUUUGAAAUGUGGGAGGAAGCCGGAGAACCCACGCAUGCACAGUGAGAACAUGCAAACUCCAUGCACAAAGGCCUCAAGUUCAGAACUAGCCACUGUGCCACUGUGCAGCUUAAAUCUGCAGUUUUAAUUGUCAAUAAGUUAAUGCAGACUUUUUUUUUCAAUAAUAAGCCAGCUAAAUGAAGCUAACGAAUGAAUGUUUUUAUUCCAGUACAACUCACUUGAUAAAUAAGUAUGAAGAGCUUGAAUAUUUUAAUAUUUCCAAAGUGAUUCCCACACAUGGGGAUGCAUUUUUAGUCACAUGGCUGUAACGUCACGUUACAUUUUCACGUUAUCACAGAGCCUGGUGUUAUUGUUUUUUCUGCAUCUCUGGGUUUUAUUAAACAUUCUCAAUUAAAUCACAUUAGAAUACAAAUCCAAAGAGUUGAAGCCAACACAAGAUGAGGCUCUGGCUGUUUCUGCAGCAAACUGUGUUUUAUUAAAGAUAAAGAACUUUGUAAUCAGUCAAUGAGAAUCUAAAAUCGGAUUAUUGUCUUUUAAGAAGGGAAGCAUUUACUUUAAUUCUCAUUUCAUUGCUAAAACAAAAAGUUCACCUUUAAAGAAACAAGAACAUUUGCUAUAAAUGUUAUUCUCUGAAGGGGUUCGUGGUUGUUUUUUACAGAAAGAAACCUUUUUUUCCCCUUUUUGCUCAAUUGCAAUGGUUCAUCCACUUCAACACUCAAAUAAAUGGGGAAAUA
Molecule: messenger RNA, 4412 nt
Organism: Nothobranchius furzeri (turquoise killifish)
Lineage: Eukaryota; Metazoa; Chordata; Actinopteri; Cyprinodontiformes; Nothobranchiidae
Product: cytokine-inducible SH2-containing protein
Biological process (GO): intracellular signal transduction; phosphatidylinositol phosphate biosynthetic process
Cellular component (GO): phosphatidylinositol 3-kinase complex
Molecular function (GO): 1-phosphatidylinositol-3-kinase regulator activity
Source: RefSeq, a predicted model, not a curated record